This is a messenger RNA of Phytophthora sojae, 3811 nucleotides long. RefSeq lists its product as hypothetical. The transcript has a single exon. Lineage: Eukaryota; Oomycota; Peronosporomycetes; Peronosporales; Peronosporaceae. The record is from RefSeq and is a predicted model, not a curated record. Gene Ontology annotation, biological process: mannan biosynthetic process. Gene Ontology annotation, cellular component: Golgi apparatus. Bases 1592 to 3640 code for a protein of 682 amino acids. Gene Ontology annotation, molecular function: alpha-1,2-mannosyltransferase activity.
AAGCGGACGAUUACCCCGCCACAAGCGGAUCUGGAGAAGUUAGUGCAACCACCGAGUUCGUACAAGCGGGGCAUUGUCAUCGUGGUGUAUGAGAAGAUGUUGCAGAGUGUGUACGCGUCGGUGAAGUCCAUGAGGCUCAUGGGGUGCACUCUGCCGGUCGAGUUGUGGUACAAACGCUCGGAGACGGACCCUUCUCAUCCGCUGCUUCGAGAGCUCACGGAGAAGUAUGGGGCGUACAUGCGCGAGAUCAACGACCCGAGAGCCACCAAGUUCUACACCAAGACGUACGCCGUGUUCUACAGUGCGUUCGACCAGGUUCUGCUGCUGGACGCAGACAACUUUGCAGUGCGAGACCCGACGUAUCUCUUCGACACGCCGCAGUUCCAGGAACACGGGGCCAUCUUCUGGCCCGACUUCUGGCGCCCCAAGAAGACCAUCUUCAACAUCCAGCCCACGAGUUUCGUCUGGGAGGUCUUCGCUCUGGAGCCCGUGGAUAUGUUCGAGCAGGAGUCGGGUCAGGUUCUGAUCGACAGGAGCAAGCAGAUGAAGGCGCUUAAUGUACUGCUGUACUACGCCUUCAACCCGAGCAUCUUCGAGCGGCUGCGGCUGGCGUGGGGCGACAAGGAUCUGUUCCGGUUCGCGUGGCUCAAGACGGGCAGCUCCUUCCACAUGAUCGAGACGCCGCCCGGCUCCGCUGGACUCAAGCUGCCGGACCAGAACAUUUUCUGCGGCGUGACCAUGGUGCAGCACGACCCACAGCGCGGGAUCGUGUUCCUGCACCGCAACCAGGAGAAGCUGUCGAGCGAGAACCAAGCGAAGGUCUGGGCACACAUCCAGGACUUCCGCAUGGACGAGGUCUCGCUCGACGACUACGACGUCCGCGGCGCCAACGGCGGACGCUACUUCCCGCAGUUCAAGCGCUGCUACGGCAAGGAUAUUUAUUACGAGAACGCGUUCACGGUCAAGUCCAUCAAAGAGCUGCCGUUCGCCGGACUCGAGCAGCGGCUGCUGAGCUUCGUGCAGGAGGCGGCGCGUAUCGACGGCACACUCGAGGAACAGCGGAAUGGCAACGAAGGGGAGACUGUCGUCGACGUAGCCGACCCGGCGGAGCAGUAAGACACACACGACCUGCUGCUGAGGGCAGGUCUUCAUAUACUACAAGCUUGUAUAGUAAGCGAGGAAGCGAGUGCGCUUCACCGGCAGCCCGGAAGAGUGAGAGAGAUGAAAAAAUUAAUCGUAUGCGGCGAAAUGCCAGGUGACAACAUUUUAUCUCGCGUGCUGUAUCCUCCAAGUUGAAGUGAGUGUAGCCAUAUCUAUUGUACGCGCGCGUCGGUGCAUCCAGCAAGAGAGCGUCGAGACAUCGAUGCACUCCUUGUCAAUACCGCCCUAAAGCGUCCGUUUCCAAACACCGUCACCAAGCGCGAAACGGACAGGGACUGGCAUGGGAUGCGGAGACUUUGGCUCUCAAUGCGGAUGGCUCCAACGGCUUGAGAGUCUACAGGUCACCGGAUCCUUGUGAAACGACUGAAGCUUCAGCCAACUAGAGGACGCAGUCUAACAAUCUCGGUUCGACACAGAAGUCCCUGCCAACAUGCUCGGGCACGCUCGCGGUGAGGCCCGUGGCGUGCGACGGUCGCAGCCUCGGAUUGUCGGAUGGAUGACGGUACUGCUCCUGCUCACCUUGUCAGCUUCCUGCGGCUGGUACAGCCAGCAGGUCAUCACCUUUUCGUAUGAGAGUGAACACGAGAUCAACAGCGUGGUGCACGAGGUUAUCGUCCGUCGCCAGCAACUUCUGGCCAAGCUCACGGCUCAAGCUGGCGGCUCUGGGUCGUCUGCACCGUCGAAAAUGAUGCUGGAGCCGCUCGAUUCGUCGUCCGAUGCGUCUCAAGAUCAAGACAACGACUUCAUCAUCAACCCCAUGCAAGAAAUCCCCGAGGAUACACCAGAGCCGACUGAAAAGAGGACCGAAGCACCUACCAAGCCACCGACACCUGCUCCGACACCUGUUUCAACGCCGAAUCCAACACCCCUACCGAGUUCUGAGCUGCCUUCUCCGUCCAUUCAGGCACCAACGAAGGCGCGGGCACCGAAGGAGACGCCAAAGCCAACGCCGGACCUGAAUUUGGAGAAGCUCUGGGCUCCAGUCAAGACCCUCGCUGAACUGGACGAGUACGAGUGUGUGGCCUGGCGCCAGACGGCAAAUUGCUCUCCUCGUGGCGAUCUCAAGUCACAGAGAGAUGCCGGAUGCGACAAGGUGAUCCUGCCAUCGGACUCGGGCUUCUGUGAGUACCGUCACCGCAAGACCGGAGAGCUACGACGCAUCAUCGCCGCGAAGUGCAAGUCCCGUGCGAGUCAAAUGGAAUAUUCUUGCGCGAAUGCAACGAUGUUGGUGCGCUACAAUCUCAUGGCCGAUGACUACAAGCCGGAAUACCCUCUCUCGUUCGCGAACAACCAGCGCGACUUCCUACAGGAGAAUGGUCUCGCCAAAGACAAUUCGAGCAAAGCUGUGGUGGUGAGUGGACAGAAGAUGGAGCCGCCUUCGUCGUUCUCUCGGGGUAUCGCCUACGUGGUGUACGAGCAGUUGUUCCUCAGUGUGUACGCCGCUAUCCGGGCUCUGCGUUCAACGGGGUGCACGCUCCCUAUCGAGCUCUGGUACCGAGAAGAGGAGACGAACACCUCGCACCCUCUUCUUCAGGAACUUACGACGAAAUACGGCGCGUACCUGCGUAUCAUCAAGGACCCGAGAGCUGUGAAGUUCUACACCAAGCUGUACGCAGUCUUCUACAGCGCAUUCGACAACCUACUGCUGCUGGAUGCCGACAAUUUUGCAGCGCGUGAUCCAUCACAUUUAUUCACCACGGAGGUCUACAACGAGACUGGUGCAGUCUUCUGGCCGGACUACUGGAUGCCCAACCGCACCAUCUUCAAGACCAAGAAGAACAGCGACCUGUGGGAUCUCAUGGGUGUCCCCUUCGUCGACAUGUUCGAGCAGGAGAGCGGCCAGGUGCUGGUGAACCGAGCUAAGCAUACGAAGGCAUUGCACACGUUGCUGCACUAUGGACUCACUGAGCCGCACUUACCUGCGGAAUUCGACAUGCUUUGGGGCGAUAAGGAUUUGUUCCGCUUCGCUUGGAUGCGUACCAACUCCAGUUUCCACAUGAUCAAGCGACCCGCAGGUAGUGCCGGACUGAAGGCCCCACAUCUCAACAUUUUCUGCGGCAACACCAUGGCACAGCACGAUCCUAACGGGGAGAUUGCAUUCCUGCAUCGGAAUAUUGUCAAGUUUUUACCGGAAGGGAACAACACGCAGAAGCUCUGGCAGUAUGUGCAGCAGUACAACAUGAACCAAGACUUGCGCUUCUACGAAGUCCGUGGCGACGUGGAUCACCGAUGGUUCCCGAGCAUUCGAAAGUGUUACGGCAGACGCAUCAAUUAUCUCCGGGCGUACUCACUCAAACCUAUCACGGACUUCCCAUUUGCAGGACUCGAGGAUGAAGUCAUCGGUCACGUUCAAGAAGGUGUCGAGAUCGUCAAGAAGUCUGGGUAUGUGAGUACGCCCGAGCCUCCUGCUACACCAGCUCCGAAAAGGACCAAGAGACGCAGGAAGGUCAGGAAAGACAAGAAGAACAAGAAGAAUUAACUCGAAUCGAAUCCAUUUUUUGCUUAGUUGGGUUAGUUUGCAGGCAGGUAGUGCAGUCUAUCAGACAACAGCCUAAAGUGAAGCUGGAGCGGAGCAAAUACGGUUAGUUUAUUCUCUAUCAUGGAGACGGGUCUAGCUAGAGUUCCUCAGAGAGAUCGGUCAGGUGCAGCG